This is a messenger RNA of Priceomyces carsonii, 585 nucleotides long. RefSeq lists its product as uncharacterized. The record is from RefSeq and is a predicted model, not a curated record. The transcript has a single exon. Bases 1 to 585 code for a protein of 194 amino acids. Lineage: Eukaryota; Fungi; Ascomycota; Pichiomycetes; Serinales; Debaryomycetaceae.
AUGAUCCAAGGGUAUGAAAUCGUGUCUCAAGUAUUACUGUGCAGUCAGAAGUAUGAAAUCUCAAAUUCAUUCUACAUAUAUUGUCCAAACACUAUGUUCCAUUUUUUUAUAAAAUGUACACGAGCUGAGAGAUUCACUAUCACUUCCAAGUAUUAUUCUACUAGAGUUUCUCAGAUGGGAGUUAACGAGUCAAAAAAACAAACUGUGAGAAGCUUGUUUAGGCAACCAAUUUUUAAAUCGAUAUUUUUAACAAUAGUUUUCGGGUCUGCAGUGGUUGACUUUAUGAGAACAAGGAAAGAAUACGAGGCGAUGAAUCAGAUUUACGAAACAAAGUUUACUCUUUUGAAAGAUAUUAUUAAUGAUUUGAAAAGUGGCCGCAAACUUGACAUUAGCAAAGAAUUAAAUAUCGCUAACACACUAACUAAGUAUAAAUAUAAUACGGUAACCGACGUUGAGUUUGAUGAAAGCCUAAAUGCUUUUCUUGCUAGCUCGGGAGCAAACGACUCAGAUGAUUUCCAUUCAGUUGGCGACCGUGAUUUAAGGUAUGACAAUGAGAGAUCUGAUAAUGAACAAAAAUUUUUAUAG